AAAAAAAAAAAAAAAAAAAAAAGGAGUAGACUCUCUCACAUUCCUUCCGCGGUGGCCACCGUCGUGGUGGUUUUCACUAGCUAGGAUCAUCGCCGCCGCCUCUUUUGCCGAACCCACAUUUCCAUUUUCCGUUUCAGCUACUCCAUUUAAUCAUACCUAUUAUCUGCAGCUAAAUCUACGCCAAGAUGGUCGCUCAUGGAUUCACCGUCAAUUUGAAUAAGCCGCUCGUAUUUCAGGUAGGCCAUCUUGGGGAAGAUUAUCAGGAAUGGGUUCAUCAGCCAAUUGUCAGCAAAGAAGGGCCUCGAUUUUUCGAGAGCGAUUUCUGGGAGUUCUUGACUCGCACGGCGUGGUGGGCGAUUCCUACCAUUUGGCUACCGGUCGUUUGCUGGUUCAUAUCAUUGUCUUACAGGAUGGGGCAUACUCCUUCAGAAUUAUCUUUGAUGGUGGUAUUUGGAAUUUUUGUAUGGACAUUACUCGAAUACACUCUUCAUCGGUUUCUUUUCCAUAUCAAGACCUCGAGCUAUUGGGGAAACACCAUACACUAUCUUCUUCAUGGUUGCCACCACAAACACCCUAUGGAUAGCUUACGACUCGUUUUCCCUCCCGCUGCAACUGCUAUUCUGCUCUUUCCAUUCUGGAAUUUGAUCAAGCUUUUUGCUACCCCAUCUACCACACCUGCUUUGGUUGGAGGUGGGUUGCUGGGCUAUGUGAUGUAUGAUGUUACCCAUCACUACCUUCAUCACGGGCAGCCAUCUGGACAAAUGGCACGAAACCUUAAGAAAUACCACUUGAGCCAUCACUUCAGGAUCCAGACUCUAGGCUUUGGAAUUACUUCAUCACUAUGGGACAGAGUGUUUGGAACAUUUCCUCCACCUUCAAAAGUAGCUGUGAAAAAAAGAUGAUCCACUUCUGCAGGUGUUAGUGUAUCAGUAAAUAUAGGUUAUGACUGCAACUUACUGUGACUCUUUCUCAAAAUUAUUCUUUGUUCUUGUGCCUAUUUACUGCUUAACUCUCUGUUCAUGUCGUGUGGCGUUGUCGUCGGGAUGGCGCGAAACUGCCGAAUCUUGGCUUUCCCAGUGCCUUGGAUUGUAUUCUAUCCUGCCAUGAUAGCUCUGUGUAACAUGGAUCAAUAUGUUCUAAUAUAUAUAGUAUAGUUUUCCUAUGGUA
Messenger RNA from Cucurbita maxima (winter squash), 1167 nucleotides. Its product is annotated as dihydroceramide fatty acyl 2-hydroxylase FAH1-like. The record is from RefSeq and is a predicted model, not a curated record. Gene Ontology annotation, molecular function: iron ion binding; fatty acid 2-hydroxylase activity. Bases 186 to 902 code for a protein of 238 amino acids. NCBI's taxonomy places the organism in Eukaryota, Viridiplantae, Streptophyta, Magnoliopsida, Cucurbitales, Cucurbitaceae. Gene Ontology annotation, cellular component: membrane; endoplasmic reticulum. Gene Ontology annotation, biological process: lipid biosynthetic process; fatty acid metabolic process. The transcript is spliced from 7 exons.